AUGGAGAAGAAAGCUGUUCACUUCGGCGGUGGUAACAUCGGCCGUGGUUUUGUUGCCGAAUUCCUUCACUCUGCUGGCUUCGAGGUGGUCUUUGUGGAUGUCAUGGACAGCAUCAUCUCCGCUUUGCAGAACACCAAGUCAUACCAAGUCACCGAGGUCAGUGAGGAGGGUGAGAACACCAAGACCAUCACCAACUACCGUGCCAUCAACUCCAAGACACACGAGGCCGAUGUCAUCAAGGAGAUCGCAACUGCUGAAAUCGUGACCUGCGCCGUGGGCCCCAACAUCCUCAAGUUCAUCGCACCCGUCAUUGCCAAGGGUAUCGAUGCCCGCACUGACCCCCACCCAUUGGCUGUCAUUGCUUGUGAGAACGCUAUUGGUGCCACCGAUACUCUGCAUGGAUUCAUCAAGGACAACACUGCCGCAGACCGUGUGGACUCUAUGCCAGACCGUGCCCGGUUCGCCAACUCUGCCAUCGACCGCAUUGUCCCUGCUCAGGCCGCAGAUGCCGGUCUCAACGUGCGCAUUGAGAAGUUCUACGAGUGGGCUGUGGAAAAGACCCCCUUCGGCAGCUACGGCCACCCCGACAUCCCAGCCAUCCACUGGGUUGGGCACCUCGAGCCCUACAUUGAGCGCAAGCUUUUCACUGUCAAUACUAGCCACGCCACUGCUGCUUACUACGGAUACCACCUCGGCAAGAAGACUAUUGCCGAAGCACUGAAGGACGACUACAUCCGCGGAGUCGUCCGUGAUGUUCUCCAAGAGACUGCCGCACUCAUCAUCGACAAGCACGAAAUCAGCGCUCCCGAGCAGCAGGAGUACGUCGAGACCAUCAUUUCCCGCAUCUCCAACCCCUACCUCGAAGACAGUGUAGAGCGUGUGGGUCGCGCUCCCAUGCGCAAAGUCUCUCGCAAGGAGCGAUUUAUCGGACCGGCUGCACAGCUGGCGGAGCGUGGAGGAAAGUUCGACUCGUUGAUGGGAUCUGUUGAGAUGGCAUUGCGUUUCCAGAAUGUCGAGGGAGAUGAAGAGAGUGUGGAAUUGGCCAAGGUGCUCAAGGAGAACUCGCCUGCCGAUGCAGCCAUCGCUCUCACCGGCCUAGACCGUGACCACCCACUGUUCCCCCAUGUGGUCAAGGUCGUCGACGGCGUACAAUCCGACGCAAAGUAG
Penicillium antarcticum is the source of this 1167-nucleotide messenger RNA. RefSeq names its product mannitol-1-phosphate 5-dehydrogenase. The transcript has a single exon. The record is from RefSeq and is a predicted model, not a curated record. Gene Ontology annotation, biological process: mannitol catabolic process. Gene Ontology annotation, molecular function: mannitol-1-phosphate 5-dehydrogenase activity. Lineage: Eukaryota; Fungi; Ascomycota; Eurotiomycetes; Eurotiales; Aspergillaceae. Gene Ontology annotation, cellular component: cytosol. The coding region runs from base 1 to 1167 and encodes 388 amino acids.